AGAACUGGUCAUACGUUUGAUCGCUGUGUGAUUGCAUCUCUAUGCCAGAGUUACCUGAAGUUCAUCGUAUCGCUGGUAUCGUACGGAGAGCAGCUCUUGGAAGACGGAUUCGUGCUAUCCAGUCUACCGAAGACCCUCUUGUGUUUGCAGAUGGAAUAACAAAUGAGGUCUUUGAGGAGGAGCUAGUAGGCCGUACAGUCACGAAUGUAGGGCGUUAUGGCAAGGUUUUCUACGCUGAACUUGAUGGCACAGGACGGCAUCCUGUCAUGCAUCUCGGCAUGACUGGGAAUAUGUACGUUAGGGGCACGAAUCCUAACUUCUAUAGGAGCUCUCCAAAGAAGGUGGACACACAGUGGCCACCCCGGUUCUGGAAAUUCAUCUGGAAGAUGGAAAGCACACUGACUGAGCCGGAGACUGAACUUGUGUUCGUGGAUGCACGUCGACUGGGACGAAUACGAUUGUGCAAAGAUGUCCUGGGCGAACCUCCCAUUUCGAUGCUGGGUUUUGACCCAAUACUCUCCAUUCCAACCCUGGAAGAAUUCUCAUCGAAAGUUCUUAAGCGAGGCCUCCCCAUCAAGUCCCUGCUUUUGGACCAGACGUUUAGCGCGGGAGUCGGCAAUUGGGUUGCCGAUGAGAUUCUAUUUCAUGCUCGAAUCCAUCCCGAACAAAGAUCUAAUAAUUUGGGGGAGAAUCAGGUCAAGGAAUUGUAUGACAAGAUUUCCCUGAACACUGGCUAUUCAGGCACCGUUGGGCGAGCAUAAACUCAUAAACUCGUCUUGGGUCCACACUUUUCCAUUAGGGGAAAGGGAAAGGGAAUUCUUCGGACCUGAAGUUGCCGUCUGGCGAGCCAGCGUUGAUCAAGUGGAUCACUGUCGGCUCUCGCACGUCCGCAUUCGUGCCCAAAGUCCAAGUAUUGAUGGGAACUAGAGGAGGGAAAGAAGGGACACACAAGGAAGGAGAUGAAGGAGCCCAUUCUUCAG
Messenger RNA from Cantharellus anzutake, 980 nucleotides. RefSeq names its product Formamidopyrimidine-DNA glycosylase N-terminal domain-containing protein. The record is from RefSeq and is a predicted model, not a curated record. Gene Ontology annotation, molecular function: zinc ion binding; DNA-(apurinic or apyrimidinic site) endonuclease activity; DNA N-glycosylase activity. Gene Ontology annotation, cellular component: nucleus. Bases 42 to 761 code for a protein of 239 amino acids. The transcript is spliced from 7 exons. Gene Ontology annotation, biological process: base-excision repair. NCBI's taxonomy places the organism in Eukaryota, Fungi, Basidiomycota, Agaricomycetes, Cantharellales, Hydnaceae.